Molecule: messenger RNA, 488 nt
Organism: Cornus florida
Lineage: Eukaryota; Viridiplantae; Streptophyta; Magnoliopsida; Cornales; Cornaceae
Exons: 3
Coding region: 1-324 (107 amino acids)
Source: RefSeq, a predicted model, not a curated record
AUGGACCCUCCGAGGACAAGGAGAAGAAAUUGGAUAUUCUUUACUUGUUUGCAGAGAAAGAGAGAGAGAGAGAGAGAGAUAGAGAUGGGUGGAACUCAUUUGAUGAAGAGAAUUCCUAGAAUAAAAUUCCCACAAAGACACCCAAAACCCUCAACCUCAGUUGCAGCAAAAGAUGGGGAAGUACAUCAAUUUUUCAUUUCAAAGUCAGAUGUCCCAGCAGCACCCACCAACACUGCUGUUGGAGGGAAAGCUUCUCUUCAGCCAAAGCGCACACCAGUUUCGGAGAGGGAGAUAGAGGCUAUUCUGUUGGGUGGCUGCUUCUGAUUAUUCAACUUAAAGACCCGCGGGGGAGUCGUAGGCUAUCCUACAUUCGACUGUUUCAACAUUUGGUCUGUUAUUUCUUUCUACUCUCUGUUAUAUGAAACUGCUGCUUCAAUGAAGUAUUGUAUUUCAACAAUGUGUUUAUUGAUUAAGCCUGACGUUUCACA